Messenger RNA from Mya arenaria, 8481 nucleotides. Its product is annotated as mitogen-activated protein kinase kinase kinase 1-like. Gene Ontology annotation, molecular function: zinc ion binding; ATP binding; protein kinase activity. Gene Ontology annotation, biological process: protein phosphorylation. NCBI's taxonomy places the organism in Eukaryota, Metazoa, Mollusca, Bivalvia, Myida, Myidae. The record is from RefSeq and is a predicted model, not a curated record. Bases 219 to 4781 code for a protein of 1520 amino acids. The transcript is spliced from 22 exons.
UCAAAAUACAUUCGCGGGAGAAAGGGAAUUUCCAUAUAAUUCAAUGUUUUAGGAGAGUAAGCUUUUCGCCGCUAAACGUAGAAAUAUAAUUCCCACGUAACAUGUGUUUUUGCAAUUACAGCAACAGUAUUGGAAGUAGUGUUACGAAUGUCAUUUCAUGAAAUGUCACCUUCCAGUUUCUUAAUUUUAUCUCGAAUGUUUUUGUUUACAUUUCGAUCAUGGCUGAAACUGUGACAAUUCGCCUCUCUCAAGACAAUUGCGGUGAUGACAAGCGGAGCUCUUCGCCCAGACCGAGUAAUUUAGUGCUUGGAGGUGGCAGUGAUGGAGAUUUUGACGAUGGUGACAAAGAUUUUGUCCAUGAGCAAAAUUUUGCAACAGGACAAAACUAUCAAGGACCUCAUGAUUGGAGAAAGCGAUUGAAACCUGUCAAAUCUCCGAUUAAAACAGAUGAUGAACAAGAUAUCAAUGGGGACGGUAAAGAGAAUGGGGAGGAAAAACCAAAGAGCCGGCCGCUGCCACCAUGGAAAAGAGACCUGAUUGAGAGAAACAAGAAAGUGGCCCGGCUUGUUCGAAGGGAAAGCUCCGGAAGAAGAAAUCCUGUGGUAAGACGGGAAAGUUCCGGGAGAUCCAAAAAGGGAAGUGAGUCACCCAGUGCCCUUGGAAGAAAGAGAUCAUUACGUAACCAAUCCGGGGCAGCAAGUGCCUUUGCUCAGCAGGUUGUCAACGAAAAUGUCGGCUCAAGGCGCAGAAUUUCCCCUGCUAAUUCUUUUCAAAGUAGUGGAAGCAGUGUACGGCGAACCCCCUCAGACAAAGUCCUUGACCCAAAUGACCCGAACACCCGUAAGCUGGUGGAGCGUGUCCGGAGAGCCCGAUUGUAUCUACUUCAGCAGAUGGGGCCUAAUUCUUUCCUCAUUGUGGGGGACUCGCCCGAACACAAGUUCAAGGUCAUCAUUGGGCCACAGACAUGUAGCUGUGGCCGUGCCCAGCACUGCGUGCACGUGCUGUUCGUGAUGCUGCGGGUCUUCCAGGUUCAGGAGCAGGAACCCUGCCUCUGGAGCAAGAAAUUAAAAAACUACGAGGUUGAGAACUUAUUCCGGAUGUACCAUGACAAGCGAACUUUGAAGAUUGAGGCUAAGAAGUUACGCCGCACUACGAAGAUUUCCCUGAGUGCCUCUCACAGUCCAUCCCUGGAGGAAACCCACUCUCCGUCUGAAUGUGACACUGCGAGUGUACGGGAAGAGGAUGACACGUGUCCCAUCUGCCUGUUGGAGAUGUUGGAGGGUGAGAGCCUUCUCAAGUGUGAAGCCUGCCAGAAUAAGCUCCACCACCACUGCAUUACCGUCUGGUUUGAGGAAUGUAAGAGACAAAAAGAGCCCCUGAUUUGCCCGCUGUGUAGAACCCACUGGAAGAAAGUCAAUGUGGAAAUUCACGGUGAGGAGUCGAGCACAGACCCCCUGCUUGCACCCCCAAACACUCGUGCCCCCUCUCCCCAACAUGAGAAUGAGAUGGUACGACUGCCUUAUGCAGAGCCCAUACCUAGUGAGCAUGUGAGCCUGGCUACACCAUGGAUUGAGACUCUUGGUGAAGACUUGAUCACAUGCCUGUUUUCCCGUAACUGGUCAAUCCGGGAGACAGGACUCAAGCACUUGUCAGCGGAGAUGUCACGGGAACUUGGCGCGCUGGCCCGGGAGACUAAAACGGGCUGCUCGCUCGCGAAUGAGGAGAGGCGGGUUCAGCUGAUGGAGGUCUGUUUCAAGGUGGUCACCUUCAUGUGUCAGGAUCCCGUCUACAAAGUGUUCGUGGGAUGCCUGAAAGUGUUACGUACAGUGUUGAGCCUAGUGCCUUCACGAGAUUACCCUCAGAGAAACAAGAUACAGUCGCUUUUUAGACCUGUCCUGGAUGCAGUUAUUAUCAAGUGUACGGAUGGCAACAAGCGUACAAGUGAACUAUCCAUAUCAACAAUGAUGGAAAUAGCUAAAGGUCAGAAUGGUGAACUGGCUCUAGGCACAAACAUUAGGAACCCAGGGCAGCUUGGUCUCGGAGGGAUGGCGUACCUAGUGGCAUGUCUGACAAAGAAGUUUGAACCAGCCGAAGUGUCCUGGCAGUGGUUGCUAGGAAGACUGUAUGUGGUUGAGCGACUUGUUAUUGACUUUCCCACUGAGUUUCUGCCCCGACAACGACCCGAUGGGGCUAGCUCUGAGAGUUCAUUAGAGCUUAUUGGAGCAGCUUUUAAUGGGGAAGAAGAAGAAAAACCACAGAACUAUGACAGGUUGUUGAUAGUGGCCGAGUUUGCGAUUCAAGCUGUGACUAAUCAACAUGCUCGGAUAAGUAGGGUUGCCAAAAGGGUAUUUUUGCUAGCUGCAAGGUAUGCAGCUCAUUUAGAAAACUUGAUAAAAGAGUUUAACAAUUUGCUCAAUGAGUUGGACUUCACACAUAAAAAAUCUUUAAAGCGCCAGUUGGAUAAGAUAGUAGCUGAUUUUCAGCUUUCUGAGCAGCUUGGGAGACAUUUGCAUGGCUACAAAGACCCCUCGCCUGGAGAUACUCCCAACAGGAGCCCACUGUCUUCACCUAAGUGUACCUCCCCCGUCACUACAAUGUCAGAGGCUCGGUCAGAAUGUAGCAUCGCUAAGACAAAUGGGCAUCACUCUCUUGUACCUCCAAAUACCCCCAUACGAGACAGACACUCACACAGACAGACAAUGGAUGAUUUACUGUCUGGGGUAGGUGGUAAUAAUGAUGAGACAGUAACACUUCAGGCCGAUUAUGGAAUGUCCAAAAGUCUGGAUGAUCUGGAUUCUAUCAACACAACAAAGAAAAAGAAGCCAAGAGGUACAAGAAAAUCUAAAUCUCCCUUGAGGAAAGCUCAAGGAAAAUCAAGGUCAAGGUCCCGAACCCCCAACAGGAUUGGUCCAGUUUUGGAGACCGACCUUGAUGAAGUAAUAAAACAAGAAGAACAACGACUUAGGCUCAACUCCUUUGGGAGAAAUAUGUCAGUCGACUCAGUAUACGAUGUAAAUGAGGAGGAUGGCGAGGACGGAGACUUAUCAGCAUUUCUCUCCCCCUCCCCAACAGUACAGGCAUUAGCUGACCUUCACAGUCCAACCUUCCGACUGCUCCCACAUGACAUAGAGACAGAUAUUGACACAGAAGAGCAAGAUAUUGACACACUUAUCAGGACUACCCGCGGUUCUUGUGAUGACUUAUUAAAUCUUGGUGCUGCAGAACCCAUGGAAGUGUUUCAAACUCCAAGAAUAAAAUUGUCCAAAAUGCAAAAACCAUUGUCUCUGGAUCUUCAUCUGGAUGGUAAUGGUAAAAAAGACCACCAUAAGUAUAAACGCUCAAUGUCACCUAGUGCUCAUGUAUAUGAAAUACAGCGUCUUUCAGCAAAGGAAAAUGCGUCCGAAACCCCAUGCCAGAACUCCAUAUCACAAUCAAAUAAGUCCAUCAUUGCAUGCUCAUCAGAGAAAUCCAUUCCAGCAAAGAAUACAAACCGAGAAAUUAAAAAUGACAAAAAUGGCCCUCAUGCAAAGUUAACAGACACUUCUCGGCAGACCUCAGUUUGUUCAGAGAAGGUCAGUUACAAGAAAACAAACAGAAAGUCUGAUUCAAUGGAUGAUUUGGUAGACUAUAUGGCCUCUACCCCCUGCUCGGGCACUGAACGCCCGGUCACCUUCAAGACUGAAGUUGCCAUGGCUACCCCAAAACAUUCUCCCAGUCAGACUCUUGAUAAAGAUGAUGAUGAGUGCCUGUGUAAAGAGGAAGUUGAGAAGGAGGAGGCCCUGGCUUUGGCCAAGGCAAUGGAGGUGUCUGCCCAUGACCCUCCGACCCCCAUUGUGCCUGGCCUCACCCCCCACGACCAAGAACAGGUCAUCACCAUACGCAUACAGCCAGAUGCAUGCGAGGAGGUUGACAGCGAGGUUGGUAAUGCUCCAAGUCUCUACUAUGAGAGCGUGCACUGGGUGAAGGGGCCGUUGCUGGGGACUGGGGCAUUUAGUACAUGUUACCAGGCACGUGAUGUAAAGACAGGAACUAUAAUGGCUCUUAAACAGAUAUCGUUUUGCCGGAACUCUCGGUCAGAACAGGAGAAGGUUGUAGAGGGGAUUACGGAAGAGAUCCAUAUGAUGGCCAAACUAAGCCACCCUCACAUUGUCCGCAUCCUUGGGGCCACACGGCAGGGAUGUCACUUUAACAUGUUUGUGGAGUGGAUGCCAGGAGGGUCUGUGGCGUAUGUACUGAGCACGUACGGAAAGUUCUCCGAGGAUGUUAUGACAAGCUACAUGUUGCAGGUGCUUCGAGGGAUAGCGUAUCUCCAUGACAACCACAUCUUACACAGAGACCUCAAGGGUGCAAAUCUGUUGGUGGACAGUACAGGCCAGCGAGUGCGACUUGGGGACUUUGGGUCUGCGGCCCGGCUUGCCUCAAAGGCCACAGGGGCUGGGGAGUUCCAGGGACAAUUGUUGGGAACCAUCGCUUUCAUGGCACCAGAGGUAUUGAGGGGAGAGAACUAUGGCCGUGCGUGUGAUGUCUGGAGUGUAGGCUGUUGUCUUAUAGAGAUGGCCACUACCAAGCCACCAUGGAAUGCUAAUGAUAUCUCCAACCACCUGGCUCUCAUCUUUAAGAUAGCAAAUGCCCAGUCCACCCCUCCGAUCCCUGAUGGCCUUUCACCCCCACUUAGGGACCUUUUACUGCGAUGUCUCGAGCCUACCAAGGAACAGCGGCCCUCGGCCAAAGAGCUUCUCAUACACCCUCUGUUCACUCAGUACAUGCAGAGUAGGGUUUGAACUCGGCCAUGGGACUUGCUCAGUCCAGCCCUGGGACUUUCUCAGUCAACCCUUUCAAUCCCCAACGCCCUAUCGCUACCUUACAGGAACUGCAAUAUAUGGAACCUACAAAUAAACAGCAGCCUUAAGCCAAGGAGCUGCAAGUACACCCACUAUUCAGAACCAGUUCUUCACUCAGCACAUACACAGCAGUUUAGAUCGGAUCACUGCCUGUGAAUUUUAUGGGUUGUUGCUUGGAUACGAGUUUAGAUAAGAACACUGUCCUGGCAAUAUUUGAGUAGUUGCCUCGAUACAAGUUUGGAUUAGAACACUGGUUGAAAAUAUGUUGCUGAUAUAGAUACAAGUUGCAGCUUUGUGGGAUAUGUUUGUAACUCCCGCCAAAGCAGUCUUUCUUUUAAACACAUAUCAAUUAAAUACAAAAAUAAAAUUGGCUAUGAAAGCAGUGACCAUUCAUGUAUUUCAAGGCUGUAUAAAUUAUUAAAGGAUGUUCAUACUUUUUUUUAAAGAGUUUGUUUUUCAUUAUAUGCUUUCCAGUGGUGUAUAAAGAUGUUUCAGUUAAAUAUAUAUUUGAUAUCUCUCUAUUUUAAAAUAUUCACCUAUUUCGCUGUACAAAUCAAACACCAGCACGCACACACACGCUUUUGCAGUUAAAUGUAAACUAGAAAUUUUGAAUUAAAUCAAAAUUGUUUGUUCCAGUAUAUUUCAUCUCCUGAAAAUAAAAAGCCACAUGCUUUUGUGAAACUAUAACUUCUGGUGGUCACAUACACAAUUGAUAUCCUACUGACACAAACAAUUAUCAAUAUAACGUAGAUACAAUUUUGUUUUUUUGCUGAAGAAUGUUAUAUUGUAUUUUUAACUCGUUCUUAAUGCUACUGCUCCUAUGAUUAACUGCUUAUUGUUCAAGGGAACGAAAUGCAGAAUAUUUUAUAUGCAUAAUUUGACCAGCUGUCAAUCUAUAGCCAAGUGUUCAAUAGAUUUUAAAUUAUUUUUAUAUGUUUUACAUGAAUGAGGACUGUUCUUUUAAGUUUGUGGUCAGGAGAAGAAUUCAUUCCACCAAUUUUUGAUGUAUUCAAUAUAACAUAUACAACAUAAACAACAUGUCAUUCAUUAUAAUGAAAUAACAUAAAAAGAAUCUAUCGGAAGCCUUUCUAUGUGCAGUUUUAACAACCAACCUUUAGAGGUUGAUGAAGUGUUAGGGUGCCGUGAAGUAAAAAAUAUAUAUAUUAAUUUCAAAGUCAUCUGCCCAUAUAUGUGCAAUACUUUGUUGAUAUUUUUGUUACUUUCUUAAUUGUUUAUAUAAAAAAACUGUAAAAGAUCAGUAAAUGGUAAUUUUGACCUCAUGCCAUAGGUAAUUUAAGGUGCUUUUAAAAACAGUUUCCUGUAGUUUCAGCCAGAAUUGGAUAUGAUUUAUACCUAAUUUGGAGAGACUGUACUUGUAUGCACAUUCCUAUCAAAUGUAAAAAUAAUCUGGUGUUAUUGGAAUAAACAUUUCCUGACAAGGAUUUGGUAUGCUAUUUUUACCCAUGAGUUUCUUAAUCCCAUAAAAAUUCUUAUAAUGUUUAUGAUCACAUUCAAUUUUGUUUAAUGAUUAAAAGAGGUAUUCAAAGUUUUAAAUAUCAUAUUGAGUAUUAUUUCAUAUGAAAUUUGUAUUGUGCAAACUUUGUUUAAUGUAUUUUAGAACAUGAAGCAUUUUCAAAGUGCUCCGUGUUCCAUACUCUCAGUUUGCUUAGCAACGUUUCUAGAAUAUAAUACAGUCGUAUCUAUAAAAUAUGUUUCUUAAUGAUCCGAAAUAGGCGACCCUUCAAAAAUGUAAAUAAAGAUUGCAUUAAUAAAUUAAUAUUUAAAAAUACUAAUCUUGUAAACCUACUUUAAGGACAGACUUUGUAUAUUUCCCUACAUAUGUAACUUUUGACUGGUUUGGUAGCAUUAUUUUCACAGUCAUGACAUUCAUUUAUUCUUACAAUUGGAGCACUAUUACACUGUAUAUUUUUUGUGCUGGUAUAAACUAGAUGAUUUCAUUCCAUUCUCACUUACAGAUAACAUUUUGUUGGGAUCUUCAGAGAGGAAAGAUUGAAGUACAUGAUAGGGUUGUAAAUAGAGUAUUUUGGUGCCAAAUUAGUUUUUUCUAUUUAUAAAUAGAAAAAAAAUCUGUGAUCAGUUCUUUCUUACAAUUUUGAUAGAAUUUCUUAUUGUACUUACUGCUUUACUAACAGUUUACACCUUACUACUUUUUCAUUUAUUUCUGAUGUACUAAUGUAUAGAUUUUGAAUAUUUUUGUAUGUUAUUCAACAGGUCCAUUAGUAACUUGAACACUUACAAUGAGUCUGAAAUAAUCAUUUUGACACAUACGUACAUGAAUGAAAGUUUUAUUUUUUACCAAAGAAUUUUUAAAAGCGGGUGUACAUGUAACUUUGACAGUAUACAAGAUUAAAGAAUUGAAAUUACCUCUUAAGCUUGUAAAGAUAAUGUAAAUAUUUUUAUAUUUGUGAAUGUGUUCAAACUGUAUUUGCAGGGCAUAUUGCAUAUCUAAUUGUUGUAUUUUACCAAUUUUUGAAUAUUUGACAUGCUGGUCAUGUAAUUUCAAUGUGUUUUGAAAAAAAUGUUGUCAGUUGUAAUGGUGUUUCAUCGGUAUGAUCUUACAUUUUUACAAUAAUGAUAUUAAUUAAUUAGUUUUUCAGGGUUGGGGAGGAUGGGGGGGAUGAAGAAAAAGUGAAGGGAUUGUUAUAAUAUUGGUAUUGUCAUCAUUAGAAUCGUUGUUCUCUGUGUUGAAUGACUUGCACUUUUGCCAUCACGAAAUCAAAACUUAAGUCACAAUUGCUGCAGUUUAGAUCAAUCAAAAAUAAAACACAGGGCUUAAAAUAAAAAUAAAAAUGGUACUCAACUCGCAAUAGUUGAAGGUAACUUGCAUGUCCUUCUGUAAUUGAGAUAAGGGGGAUACAUUUUCAUAUAUGUUAAGAAAAUGUACAGUUAUAAAGUAACGUAAACAAAUCAUUUGUACAUUGCAAAGGAUGGAGAAUUCCAGGCAUACACUAUAUUUGUAAAUACUUGUAAAUUAAUUAUUAUUUUGGCUUAUUGUCUUACAUUUCACCUGCCAUACAUUGCCAUAAAUUGGUCAUUCCAGUCAUAUUAAAUUUGAUUUAUCCUCAUUAUUUUGUUGUUGUAAAUUGAUGUACAAUUCUAAAUGUUUGUUUUGUGUUGUCUAAUUAUGUCUUAACUCAAACAAUAGUUUUAUUGUUUUUAAUUAAUGGCUCCCAUAAAUUUAGUUUUCUGUUAGUGGAUCGAUAUUUUAAGUUGUUGUUGUGGGUUUCAUUCAUUUUAACUUAGUUGUUUCAGUUGGGAGAUAACAAGAAUAAUUUUGCAGUUGACUCAAGUUUUUCAGGUGUGGUUUUUAUUAAAAGUCGGAUCUAACACUUUAUUAUUGUAGUAUGAUAUUUUGAGGUAAUGCAUUAAGAAUCUGAGUUACUGUACAAUUUAGUCUCACACUUUUAUUAUUCAGAUAUUGACGGACUCAUUUUUUACUAUUUUUAUCUCUAUACUAGUUAAACAUAAAUGUAUGUUGUACCUAGUACCCAUGAUGUUAAAAAAGCAAGUAUGUAAUAUAAUUGUUUUGUACCAAAAAUGUCUUAAGAGGCAUUUCUGUGUUUGUACUUUAUGAAUAAUUUUCAUCCUUUAUUUUGAAUAAAACUGACAAUGAAUAACA